ACAAUUAUAUUAUUUAUAAUUUAUCGAAAUCAAUCCACAAAUGUCACAAACAUUUUCCUGGUUAACUUGUCAGUAGCGGAUCUGCUGGUAACACUAUUCUGCAUGCCAGUUCAAAUAGCGAAGUCAGUCACGCUGCUCUGGUACUUUGGAGAGGUCAUGUGCAAGACUGUCAACUUUCUUCAAGGUGUCGCUGUAGCAUCGAGUGUGUUCACGAUCACAGCGAUGUCAGUGGACAGGUUCUUGGCCAUCACACAAUCUCUUCGCCAGCCGUGGAUGCCAUCAAGACGUGGCGCGUGCAGUUUACUGGUCGCGCUGUGGCUCGUCUCACUGGCAAUAUUCGCACCACUGUUAGCUGUGGCAGCGGUCGAGACGGUGAUGGUACCGGUGCUCUCGAGAACUAGAAACGGAUCGAUUUGGGUAGAAAGCAGUAUCGAAUUCUGCACAGAGAAGUGGCCGGACUCGAUAAGGAAGGAAUUGUUCGGUGCGUUCAGUUUCAUACUCGUCUACGCGGUUCCAGGUUGUAUUGUCGUUGUCUCGUAUUCGUUGAUGGGACGUCGGUUGUGCUCAGUGCUGCCUCCAUUCGAUCAAACCGAGGGCAGUGCUAACAGUCAGCAGCGUUUAAGACUCGUCCGCGAAAGAAAGCGAGUAGCAUGGAUACUGCUUCUCCUGGCGGUACUGUUCGCGCUGUGUUGGUUGCCGUACAAUAUUCUUCAACUCUUGAUCGAUAUCAACGCUGUCCAAGCUGACUCCGUGGCGUUAGUGUUACCGUACACGUUGUUGUUAGGACACACGAACUCAGCGAUCAACCCAAUAGUAUACUGUCUGAUGACACGCAACUUCAGAAGAUCGCUUCGCAAGCUUCUCUGUCACGACCCUGGUAACAUAAACACUAGUACUCAUUUCCAUGUAAGUUCCCAUUCACAGAUGCAAGGUUUGCGUCAAAAAUCCAACACGUCUAGCGUCAGGACUUGUACCACGGUCACCUUCAGAAGUAGUAAUCAGAGUAAACCGACUUGUAAUGGAAGUAUCCAGUACGGAAGAGUAAACAGGAGUUCCUUGCGAGAAACAGCCUGGAAGGACAGGGGGAAGGCUCAAUUUUUGUAA
Melitaea cinxia (Glanville fritillary) is the source of this 1104-nucleotide messenger RNA. It is a transcript of the gene NGR-A35, whose product is annotated as neuropeptide FF receptor 2-like. Gene Ontology annotation, molecular function: G protein-coupled receptor activity; peptide binding. The transcript has 8 exons. The annotation marks the transcript as partial. NCBI's taxonomy places the organism in Eukaryota, Metazoa, Arthropoda, Insecta, Lepidoptera, Nymphalidae. Gene Ontology annotation, biological process: G protein-coupled receptor signaling pathway. Gene Ontology annotation, cellular component: membrane. The record is from RefSeq and is a predicted model, not a curated record.